AUGGCGGACGCGGCGAACGAGUGCGCGGCGAAGACGGUGCUGCCGAGACGGGCGGACGAGGUGAUCGAGACGUUGCGCGCGGUGGCGAGGUGCGGGGACGAUUUCUCGCGAGCGAUGGUGCCAGGGUCGGGGUGCGCGCUGUUGGACGCGAUGGAUGGGGGGAAAGCGCUGAUGACGGCGAGGCGAAACGCGGACGUCGCGACGGCGUAUUUCGAGGCGUUGGCGAGCGCUUUAGGGGUCGAGAACGAACGCGCGAUGGGGUUGUUUCGCGCGCUGGCGACGGUGAACGUGUUUGAGCACGACGAUCGGCCGACUGUGUUCGGCGUGAUGGAUGUUUUUCAAGGGUUGGCGUGCUCGGCGUCGGCGCAGUCCGCCGUCGCCGUGGCGGCGGCGUUGGAGAAGAGCGGCGCUUUAGGCGAUUUCAUCGCUCGGGCGUUCGUCACCAUGGCCGCGCGCGAGGACGACGCGGACGCCAUCGAUGUGGCGAUGUCGAGACGAUUCUUCGCGUUCGUGAUUUUCGUGUUACGCGCGAGGAGUGAACGAUUUCAAGCGCUCGCGUUCGCCGGCGUGGAAAGCGCGGCGACGCCCGUCGUCGCGCGAUUGUGUCUGUCUCGCGCGGGAUCGGAGCCCAACGCCGCGGCGCUGUACCAAGAGAUCAAGCGUCGCGAAAGGUAG
Molecule: messenger RNA, 675 nt
Organism: Ostreococcus lucimarinus CCE9901
Lineage: Eukaryota; Viridiplantae; Chlorophyta; Mamiellophyceae; Mamiellales; Bathycoccaceae
Exons: 1
Coding region: 1-675 (224 amino acids)
Source: RefSeq, a predicted model, not a curated record